Molecule: messenger RNA, 2028 nt
Organism: Triticum dicoccoides
Lineage: Eukaryota; Viridiplantae; Streptophyta; Magnoliopsida; Poales; Poaceae
Product: disease resistance protein RGA4-like
Exons: 1
Coding region: 1-2028 (675 amino acids)
Biological process (GO): defense response to other organism
Source: RefSeq, a predicted model, not a curated record
AUGGAGAUUGCUGCAGCGUUAGUCGGUGCCGUAGCUACCGCCGCUGCUACCACCGCUGCGUCGAAGCUCACCACGCUGAUAGGCAACCGACAAUGUGAGGCGACGGUCAAGGGUGAAGCCCAGUUCAUCAAAGAUGAAGUCCGGUUUAUCAAUUCUCUCAUUGAGUCGGUGCCGAAGGAGUUGGGGCUGUCGCCCUUACAGACUCAAUGCAUUGUACAACUGAGUCGCUUGGCAUGUGAAAUCGAAGACUGUGUAGAUUUGUUCCACACCGGCAAGACCAAUAGUUUGGCUGAUGAUAUUGGUCGACUCAAGACCAAAUCAAAUGAGAUGAGAGAACGGAUAUCCGCAUAUUUGGAGAUAGAAAACAAGAUGGUCCCAACCGGCACUAAUAGACUUGUUGAAGACCGCAGACGCUUGCUAGGGACUUCACAAGGGGCUGCUGUUAUCCCCCAAGAGCUUCGGGAUCUUCUUGAUGACUCGAACCACCGUUUUUGGGUCGAUAAGAAUUUCAACUGCUUGCUAUAUUUGUGCUUGUUCCCUCCUAAUCAAGAUGUCAGUACUAAGCCCCUAAUGAGGAGAUGGGUGGCUGAAGGACUAGUGGAUGGAGCCAAUGUCGCUGCUGAGAAUCUGAGCUUCCUCAUGGACAAAAGUAUCAUCAGAUCCAUCCACACAAGCAACAAUGGAGAGGUGGAGACAUGCCAAUCUACCAGCCAGAUGCACGCGUGCAUCUCUGAGAAGUCCAAGUCCCAGAAUUUCGUCGUGGUGUGUGACGGCGCGGCCAGCAUAACAGAGCUGGCCGAGGCCCGCAGGCUUUCUGUGCAUCCUCCCGCAAACGGCAUUCCCGAACUGAAUUUUCCUGAGGAUUUACCUAGUCUACGGACCCUGGCGGUAUUCCCUGCUGAUGAGGCGAAUCCCGACAGGUUUGAAGCUGCUCUUGAUUUUUCCAGGUAUAAAGUGCUGCGGGUGUUGGAUCUGAAAGAAUGUGCUCCCUUGAGUGAGCAACAUCUCAAGGAUAUCAUAAGCAAUCACCGGCAGCUGCUGAUGAAAUAUCUGAGCAUCAAUUUGGGCAAAAUUAACGAGAUUCCAAGGUCAAUCAUGGAACUGAAUCAGUUAGAGACACUUGACCUGAGUGGAAGUGCUAGCGAAACAGUGACGGUGCACAAAGAAGUCCUGCUGCUGCCCAAACUGAAGCAUCUCCUUGGCAAGUUCCAGCUUAACAUAAUGGAGAGCAACCCAUUGAAGUCUCACUCGGGUCUAAGGGACUUCCUGACAGACAAGAGUACACUGGAGACGCUGGAAGGAUUUGUGACCGGUACGAGAUAUGGAUUUCAAGAUCUGAUGAGUCUGAUGAAGUGUUUGAGGAUGGUGAAGAUAUGGUGCAAAUCCGACGCAAGUCAAUCAAACCUGGAUAUUCUUUCAAGCGCCAUUAGGAAGUUCAUUCGUCGUGGGACCGAUGAGCCUCAUUGCGGUCGGUCCUUAUCGGUCGACUUCGAAGCAUGCUUGAGAGGAUUCAUGAAUGAAAUAGACCCAGUUACGGGCGGCAUACUUGCCUCGCUCCAGCUGCGCGGCAAACUAAGCCAAUUCCCUCCGUUUGUUGCAGGGCUUAGUGUCAUUGAGGAGUUGUGCCUCUGUUCCACUGGUCUGAGCUGGGAGGUUAUUCAAAAUGGGUUGAUCAUGGUGAAGGGGCUGAAAUAUCUCAGGCUUGUUGAAGAUAACCUUGUGCACUUCGACAUGCCGCCUAAAGCUGCUGACCACCUCAGGAGCAUUGAGCGAGUAUCCGUUGUGUCCUCGCGAAGGCUAGACAUAACAAUCCCAAAUGAGGCGCUGCCACUUCUUGUGUCACUUCAAAUCCUCUGUCAAGAUCUGGGUGUUAGUCCUGCAACUGCCAACAUCCAAAUCAACCACAUGAACAAGCUGAAGGAAAUCACGCUCCAUCAUCAGCUCGCGAGUGGAAUAAGAACUCAAUGGGAAGAAGGAGCAAGUGGCCAUCCCAAUAAACCCGUCCUAUUAUUCAUUAAAGGCCCCUGA